Messenger RNA from Sclerotinia sclerotiorum 1980 UF-70, 909 nucleotides. RefSeq lists its product as hypothetical. The record is from RefSeq and is a predicted model, not a curated record. The transcript has a single exon. Lineage: Eukaryota; Fungi; Ascomycota; Leotiomycetes; Helotiales; Sclerotiniaceae. Bases 1 to 909 code for a protein of 302 amino acids.
AUGUCAGAUAGAACAGCACUUUCUGGCGGCAACUUUACGGCCACAAGACACUCCACGACUUAUGACUAUAUUUCCCCAGUCAAGCUGGACUUUGCUGGAAAAAAUAUUCUGAUCACAGGGGCAGCGUGGCAGGACGGAGUUGGAUAUGCUACAGCUACAGCCUUUGUACGCGCAGGAGUUUCAGCGAUAGCAUUAGCUGAUCUCUACGGUGUAUCAGAUGAUCUUGUCAUGAAGCUUAAGCUGGCUGCUACGCAAGCCGGACGUUCAGAGCCUGUGGUGCUGAGCUGCACCGUUGACAUCUCAAAGCAAGACAGUGUUCAAAAAAUGUAUGAAAUCGUAUCAGAGAGGUUUGGUGGACGUCUGGAUAUCGUCGUCAACAAUGCAGCUCAUAUGGAACCAUACAAGCCGUUACUCGAUUCCGAUCCAGAUAUAUACUGGCGAACUUGGGAGGUCAACGUUCACGGACUCCUGAAUAUUACUCGUGCAUUCCUUCCCAUGCAGCUUUUGACUCGUUCAAGCAACAAUGGUUUAUGCACAAUGAUCAAUGUAUCCUCUUCAGGUGCAUUGAGCGCUCGUCCUGGAAGCGCGAGCUAUCGAAGCUCAAAGCUUGCGAUUUUGAGGUUGACCGAGUCUCUACAGUUGGAAUAUAGCGAUCAAGGACUUCUGACCUUUUGUGUCAAUCCAGGCGCGAUCAAGACGAAGAUUACUGAGACUGUGCCUGAGACGGUGCGGAAUUUAUUUCCUGAUCAACCAGAGAUCGCUGGAGAUACGAUUGCAUGGUUAGCUGCUGAACGUAAGGAGUGGCUCGGUGGAAGGUACGUGAGCUGUCCAUGGGAUAUGGAAGAGUUUAUGAAGAAGAAGGAUGAGAUUAUCGAAAAGGAUCUCCUUAAAACGAGAAUGGCAUUCUGA